Messenger RNA from Monopterus albus (swamp eel), 4954 nucleotides. RefSeq names its product zinc finger homeobox 2 (gene zfhx2). The transcript has 4 exons. The record is from RefSeq and is a predicted model, not a curated record. Bases 482 to 4939 code for a protein of 1485 amino acids. NCBI's taxonomy places the organism in Eukaryota, Metazoa, Chordata, Actinopteri, Synbranchiformes, Synbranchidae. Gene Ontology annotation, molecular function: DNA-binding transcription factor activity, RNA polymerase II-specific; RNA polymerase II cis-regulatory region sequence-specific DNA binding. Gene Ontology annotation, biological process: regulation of neuron differentiation; regulation of transcription by RNA polymerase II. Gene Ontology annotation, cellular component: nucleus.
UCGAUCGGUUAAUUAUGUUGAUUUGAGUGGGGAAAGUGGCCUGCGACUGAUAGAGGGUCGAGCAAAGGAAGGAUUGUGCCUCAUACUAAUCCGAUCCCCUAUAGAAAUCCAACAUUAAAUCCCAAACUUUUCUGCUUCUCGUCUCUCUUUCGCCUGCUCUCCCUUCACCACCCCCAUCGUCGAGGCGACCGCGGGCGCACGUACUCCGCUUCAACUAGCUUUUUAGCCUUUAAUAUCUUCGCCAAUUACGGCAUGAAGCGGUUCAAAUGAUAAUAUAAGUGUCACUGUGUUGCACCGUUAAUGGAUUUGAGCGCUAGGACGCCGUCAAAAGGGGUUCUGCAGGACAAGAGGGAUGGAGGGGGUGCGAGUGUUUUCUAACACAUAUGUAAACGGAGCUAUGUUCGUUAAUUAAAUGGCUUUAGUCCGGCUAGGCCUCAAUUUGCGCUGUUGAGCCGCAGGCGGCGGGGCGUUGCAACGCUACAUGCCCGAUUGGCAGCCCACAAUCAGCGGGGAGGAGUCUGGAGAGACGGUGACCAGUGAAAGCAGUCGGGUGGUCGAGUGGCUGUGCCCCUUAUGCCAAAAAUGGCAAACGGACAGAUCAUCCCUGUCUCUGCAUCUCACUGAGCAACACAGUGUACUUGCAUCUUGUGUCGACAGACUGCUGGACAUUGCUAUUCUAAAACAGAGUGCAAGCGGAGGAGAGGAGAAUAAAGGUGCUCAAAAGUCUUCAGCAGAUACCAAGUCCUCAGAACUGAAGCAAGGCGAAGACGUCUGUUCAGACCCACACCAGUCUAGUGAGAGUUCAGAGACAACCCAGACAAUUGGAGACAAAGAGAUGGAGGAAGAGAGAGUAAAGGAACAGGAGGCAUGUGAAGCUGAGCCUGAGCCAGAAGAAGAGGGAAAUGAACUCAUGGGAACAAAGCCGCAAAAUACAACUGAAGAGACAGAAAUCCCAGAUAGUGAUCCAGGCACUGAAAAGUCAGUCAGUGAAAAUGGUGUGCCAGCUGAUGAUAACAUGCAGUCAUUCAAAUGCAAUGCCUGUUUGGAAACUUUUUCUAGCAGAACUGCUUUGAGUGUUCAUUACAACUCUGCAUCCCACAUUCAGAGGAUGACGACACGUUCUGCAAAACAAGAUGCAGAAAAGGAUCCUCAACCCCCCUCAGUUUCUGCCCUUUCUCGACCAUAUAUAACAAACAAACCCUAUCAGUGUGCUAUAUGUCGAGUCUCAUACAAUCAUGCCAUCACCCUCGAGAGCCAUAUGAAAUCUGUCUUGCACCUGAACAGCACAGUGGCUACUGCUGGUUUGGGAAGUAGGACCACCAGUUCUCCAAACACUGUAGUGAGCACAUCUGGAAGUGGAACCAGUCAGUCAGUGACCACCACCAAUUGUGCUGCUGCUGGGACUGUGAUGUUGACUACAAAAGAUGGAGAGCAGAUUCAAAACUCACAAGUGGUUCCCUCCUUCCUCACCUCCCCUGUGGCAUCAGCUCAAGCAGUCUCAGCCUUCCUCACCCUCCUCACAUCAAGUCCCAACACACUCUCACACUCCAUCCUACCCUCCCUAUUUGCAGCUGGUGCUGCUCCUGGUGCCACCACACCUCAGCCUCAAAUGGUCAUGCCUUUGAUUUUGAAUGGAUUGCAAGCCCAAACCCAGCAGCACCAAGAGAGCCAGCAAGGCCCUAUUCUUACCCAGUGUGUUCCAUUUGUAGGUCUCAGCACAGCCCAGCAAGCUCUCUUAACCCAAAGACUUAACAACUUACAGAACCAGUGGCCAUCCACAGGAGUUCAGUCAAACUUAAAGCUCUGCUUGGAAGAGCAAAAACAAAGUAAGUGUGAGAGAGAGCAAGAGAGGGAGGGCAGUGAAGAGAGAGUUGAAGAGAAGGUCUCAACUCAGAUCAAGGAUAAGAAUAACUGGACAGCAGAGAAGAUGAAAACAGAGAAACUUGAGGAAGAGAACAGUGAAAAAUAUGCACAGAGUCUUAAUAUAGAAAGCAGAGUCAAGUUUGAGAAUAAUGAAGACAUUGGAAAGGCACAUAGAGAUAGCACAACAGAUGGAGACAGCUCAACUAAUCAGUUGGACCUGGAAGGUGAUAAAGCAGCUUGCCUGACUCUCUCUUCAGCAAGUGCAGAAAAGAGCCUCUGCAAUAGCAACCUCUCACCUUCUGCAUCUGUACCCAGCAACUCAAGCCUCAGUCCUAUAAAUUUAAAUCUUACACUUAGCCCUGACUCUACUCCUCAGAAAUCACAAUCAGGCAAUAGCCCUUGUGGCUCUUUUGUUACCCCAAAAUCCAGCCCAUGUAUAAAUGCCUUAACUAAGAACCAAAUUCAACUCCACUGUAAUACAAAAGGAUCCAUUUUUCCAGACCUUCCACUGCUGUCAGAGUUCCAGUCAGAGGUUCUCUGGGCAUUUUUUGAGUCGCGUAGUGAGGCUGAUGCCGCAAGUCCUCCCCAUGAGGACUAUGAGGCACUAGGCAGGGAGGUGGGCCUUUCUGCAGAGGAGGUAUGUAGGUGGCUGAACACAGCCCGACAUGCCAAACAGAGGCAGAGGGUGGCAGAGUUAGAAUAUCUGCGAGGCUUAGCAGGAUCUACAAGGCAUAGCCAAAGUUCUGACAGUGAUGAUGAGGAAAGCUCACUGAUAAUAGCAGAAGGUGAGGAUGAAGCUGAAGCUUCAGGGAGUCAGGCAAUAGAUUUGUCUCAUACAAGAGGAGAAUGCAGACAGAAAGAUUUAGAAAGGGAGGGUCAAGGAGAUUCCUGUCUCACGUCUGACUCAGAAAAUGAGGUUUACACUUCUGUCAUUGUUUCUGAUGAUGAAAAUCAGAGUGGAUCUUUGAGGGAAGGCCCUGAGAGCCCUGUUAAAGUACAAGGACAGCACAAGAUUCAUGUUGAUAAGGGGUCAGUGGGAGGAAAGGUCUUGCGUUCCACAACUGUGUUUCUCUCAGAUGCAGAGGAUGAGUAUGAUGAGGAAGAAUAUGGAGGGGGUCAGAGGGCCAAGAGGAAAAAACACAAGGGAGAGUUUGUACAUGAUGAGGUGGACAUAAAGAAGGAGAGACAGGACCCAGAUGUGGAUCUAGAGUUAGAGGCCCAAGGGGAUCCACCAGGUUCACAGUGUCGCCUAAUGGACCAUCCUGCAUUUCCAACCAGUGCUCUGCAUUCACUUCCCUUAUCCCUCACUCCGUUUUCUACUCAGUUCCUUAGUCCCUAUGUCUUCUCUUUAACUCCUUCAGUGGUUGGAGAUGGGCACAAAGUACCUGCCUUUCCUAAUUCACCAACCAUCACUCGCUUUUCCAGCUCUCUUCUCUUGCAGUCUCUCUCCUCCCACAACCAAACUUCUCACUACUUGUCCAAUGGUGGUGACUGUGAGGCUGCUCUGGAUCUCAGCAUGGGGAAAAACAGCUCAAAACGUGUUUCUUCCUCAUCUGUUUUAGCUGAUAAAGCUGCAGCACACAAAGGACAGUUGCUGGAUGGGCUUGGCCUGAGACCCACAUCCAAAGGCUUGGUAGUUGUCCAGGUUAAGCCUGAAUCUGUUACUGGCAUGCCUGCUUCCAACAGCAGUACAAACCUGGUUAGCUGCAAUAACAUAAAGUCUAAUAUUUAUGCCAGGGGAACAGAGAAAAUGAGUGCUACACUUUUGGAAAGGGAACGAGAAAAUGAGAAAGAGAAGGAAAAGGAGACAGAGCAAGAGCAGCAGCAGAGGAAGUCCAAAGGAAAAAGGUAUCGGGAUAUGCGACGUUCAAGAACGAUUAUCCAAGCUGAACAACUUGACAUUCUAUAUGGUUGCUAUUUCAAAGACCCAAAUCCUGGAAAACAUGAGUUUGAACAGAUUGCUGAGUGGGUCCACCUUCCAAAGAAGGUUGUUCAGAUUUGGUUUCAGAACAUGAGAGCAAGGGAGCGAAAGGGUGAGGUCAAGUUUAUCAGUGAUGGGACACUGGCAGCGGUUGGAAAACCUCUCAUCAAAUUUACCUGGCCUCUUUCCAAACCUAUAUUCUCCCACAAGCCUGCUACAAACAAUGCUGGGUGCAUUACAACCACUCCAAUUGUGCGCACCCUCAUAAAGUCAGAGAGGGAGCCUGUAAAGGAGCAGGGCAAACCAGCACUGGUGAAAAAAAUUACCCCAGUUCCUAUCAAACCCAAGGAGGUAGUUUCCUCUAUUGCAGUCUCUCCUGUGAGCAGCAGUGCCUCUGCAGUGCCAAAGACCAAGCUUGAAACCACCAGUAACCUCAAAAUGGUCAAAGUUGCACCCAAUGUUAACACCCCUGUCCUUUUAGCACCACCCAAGGAGCCAAUCCCCAUUGCCCCACGACUGACCCAGAAACGAAAACUACAAGAGGAGAGCGAGGAGGAAAAGACUGAUGAAGAGAGAGACAAUGAAAAUGAGAGGGGUCCGGGACCAGGGACUACUAACCGCAUGGUGCCCAAGCUGCCCACAACUCCCAUCAAUAGGUCUCAUGCUACAACAGUGCUGCCACAGAAACAGAAUGGGCUUAACUACUGGACUCCCAAAAUCCCCAUCAAGAUCAACACAUUAUCAAGAGAACAACUUGCACUUCCCACACACACGCCUUCUCGUACCAUCGCCCCCCCUACCACCCCUAGCAUUGCACCAGUUAGUCCUAAUACACCCAGCUCUGCCAAGGUGGCCAGCCCCUCCACCCCAGUCGCAUCAAAAUCAAGCUCAACAGAGAGCAGCAAUCUACCCCACUCAUCCAGCCGAAGGCCACGCACACACCUGUCCUGCCUGCAGCUAUCCAUUCUGCAGUCCUGCUAUGAGACUUGUGCCCACCCUAAUGCAAUGGAGUGUGAAGCAAUCGGCACGGAGCUCAACCUGCCACUCAAGGUGGUGCAGAUCUGGUUCCAAAACACCAGAGCCAAGGAGAAGCGCUGGAGGUUGCAGCAAGAAAAAAUGGUAAGUGGGGUUUACUUUCGUACUUCAAAGACUUAACAGUAGAGAUGCCCU